ACAAGACUGCUCAGCGGGUCUAGAGGUGGAUGGCAGACGAGGGGAUUCGGGAUACGAGAUCGACCACGGGUGGGCAGCGGCCACGGGCAGAUGAGGCAGAGAGGGACGAGAUGCAGGACUUCCUCGAUGCACAGGAGGGGGGCGAGGGCGGGGUCGGCGAGGCGGGGAUGCGAGACGAGGCAGCUGGACGCUGCGAGCCCGAUCUGCCUGAGGAGGAGGUAGUGAUGACAUCGAGAGCGGAUGGCCCGGCGGGACGCGGUGCGAGGGCGUCACGACCUGAGUUGGAGCGCGCUAGGAGGGAGAAGAGGAAAGUGGGGGAGGAGGACGUUGACGUGCGGGACAUGGCGAGGGCACAUCAGACGACGAUCGACGAGCUGUACGCGAAGGAGAAGUUGAGCGAGUUCACUGACGUGUGGCUGCAGUGGAUCUAUGCGAACGGGUUGCCGUUCAACGCCUUCAGAGGGUCGGAGUUCCAGAGGGUGCUUCAAGCGGCGGAGAGAGUCCCCCGCAACGUUCACUUCCAGUUUCCCUCCUACAGGGUUACAGCGGGCGCAGGGAUGCCUUCGCAGAGGGGGAAGGUGGCGACGAUGGUGAGCGAGGUGCGGGCCGCUUUUCGGCACACCGGUGCCAUCAUCCUCUCCGACGGAAGGAAGUCGCGUAGCGGCAAGCCGCUCAUGAACUUCCUGGCCGGGGGCGCCAACGGCGCCCUGCUAUAUGCGACCGUCGCAGGUGACGGGUCAGUCGCUGACACGGCGGAUGUAAUGUAUCGCAGGUGGUGGGCCAUCAUCUUGUCCUUUCCUGCAAAGGACGCGAUCGGCUUCUGCACAGACUCCGCCAGUAACUAUACGGCGGCCCGCAGAUUCGCCACCGACCCCGACGCAGACAUCAGGAGGAUCGCUUGGCUUCCCUGCUCCACCCACGUCUGCAACUUGAUGUUGUCAGACGUCGGGACGCGAGUGGGGUGGGUCAAGGAGACCAUCAUCCGUGCCCGAGCGUUAGUGCGAUUUAUUAAAUCACACGGCGCUGCGUUCGCCCUUUUCAGGAGGAUGAGCCCUCGUGUCACGCUGGUUGAGCCCGUUGAGACCCGGUUUGCAUCAGUUUUCCUGAUGCUGACGUGUCUCAAAGGCCGGCGGGACGCGUUAGAGAGCAUGCUGCACGGCGACGCGUGGGCUCGCGUCCCGUGGGAGCGUAGGCUUGUCUCCCAGGCACAGUGGGUUCAACAGCAGAUCCGUGACGGCGAGUUCUGGCGAUGCGUUGACUGUGCCAUCCGCGUUAUGUCGCCCAUCCACCAGCUCUUGAGGAGGAUGGAUAGAGGGGGGAUGAUGAUGUUCAUCGUUUACGAGUGGAGUCGGCAUCUUCUGGAGUUGACGAGGAGGGUGGAUAUGCCGGCGGACAUGGUCGAGCCGUGUGUGCGCGAGGUUGCCGUCCGCAACCUCCACAUGGUCGAGCCCGCACAUGCUGCGGCACACCUCCUCAACCCUCGCCGCCGGUCCCUCCGAUAUUAUGAGUCAUUGCAGACGACCACCGACAACGCCCGUGUGGUCGAGGAGUGCGACAGAUUUCUGCUCGCACAGACUGGCGGUGAUCCGGUCGGCAGACUGUACAGGAUAAGGAACUGGGCGCAGCACGAGCGCAUCAACACGGCGAGGCGCCACAAGCUUGGCUUUGCCAAGCUUGCACAGCUGGUUGAGAUUGCCACCAAUCUCAAACUGGCCGGGUGCGCACAGCAGGGUAGUGGCUACGUGUUGCCCUGGGUUAUGGGGACCGGUCAGGAGGAGACCGCGGGAGGGCAGGAGGACGACGAGGGGGACGUGGAUCCCGAGGUGUGGGGAGCGCGACCUGCUGGUAGUUUCAGUGAGCAGGACAUCGAGCGCCAGGUCGUCGCUUUCCAUGCUUGUCGACCGUCCAGAGACGACCCGAUUCAAGACGUGUUCGGGAAGAGGGCAGUGGAGCUACGGCCGUGGACGGACGAUGACGACGCUCCCGUCAGGGGCGACGCGACGGCGAAGGUGGUCUAUUUCACGUACGGCGGAGGACUUGACGGCAUGACUCCACACGCAUCCGUCAUCACUGACGAUGUGUCGUCCAGUGGUCAGGCCAGUGGCACCGGCAGAGCCGGUGGUCAUCGUCGACGACGACCUCGUGCCGACGAGCAUGUGGAGGAGCAGGAGCCACUCCGAGGCCUUCAGCAGACGGGCAGACGUUGGGAGGUCAGGAGCGACAACGAGCCGGAGGGGGCGAAGGAGGAGGAGGAGGUGCGGCUUCGGUAUCGUCGGUUCUCUCCCUCUCAUCAUCGAACUACGGGACCGUCCGAGCCUACCAGGCCGAGGACAAGGUCGGCAUCGGCAGCGGAGAGACAACAGACACCAGCGACCGAGCACUAUGAGGGGACCGGGCUUGCGGACAUUCCGGAGAUGGAGAGGACUCCAUCCUGCGCUGGUGUCCGCCACCGCUCGCCGUCCGAGCUGCGCACCGACGACUUCUACGUCGGCGGCUCUGGCGGGGGUUUGGGGGAUCUUAAGACCGCGGAGGAGCGGGAUGCCCAACUGGACAGGGAGGAGGAGGAGCGGCUGCGGACUUUGCCGAGAUGGAAGGGUCGUUUCGCAUAUAUGGAGAAGCAGCGCCGACUGAGGGAGUUGGAGACAGGGGGGGGUGGCGGCGGUGACGGAGGCGACGUGGGUUUUGGUGGGAAGGCUGAUGCGGGGGCGGCCCGACAGGGUGUCCCCACGGGUGUUGAGGGAGAUGGUGUCGCCGUGGGUGGUGGGGGGGAGGGUGGCGGCGAGGACGAGGACGAGGACGAGGAGGGGUCCGACCACGGAGACGACCAUGGCGACGACGGCGACGACGGCGAUGACGACGGUGACCACGACGACGACGGCGGCCACGGCGACGACGGUGGUGACGGCGGCGGCGAGAGAGAGAGAGAGGGUAGGCUGGCUUUGGUCUUGAGGGACUCGUCAGUGCCUUCACUACCUCUCACACGGCCCGAGGCCUUCGCGCAGGCUGGUUUUGAUGCCGACGAUUUGGCGCGACUCGGUUCACAUGACCCUUUCCCCCACACGGGCCGCAGGAGCGGCGAGAGGCGCCCUCCUGGAGGGGUGGAUUCGCCCCCGCCCUACAUCAUGGAUAGCCCUAGAUGGUCAGGUUCUUCGCUCAGCGACAUUAGAGGGAGGGAGUCCUGGCCGGUUGAUGGCGGGUCGGGCCGCCGCAGUGAGGGCGGCGGAUCUGCCGGAUCGAUGCCUCCGCCACCCGCACGGAGCACGGAGGGCGGCGCCGACGUGACUACGGCCCGUGCGCCCGUUGCCGGUUCCCCGCCGCCUGUCGCAAGUGGUGUUGCCGGCGAAUGGGCAGCUCAUCGCCGGGUCUCGGACCGGAUGAGGGCGGAUUACGACGCCGGGAGGGGCGUCUUCGCAGGACGUUUGUCACCUCGGUUUCAGGUUGCGGGCAGCAACGAGGUUGGCUCCGGACGUCCGAGUCUUCACAUGGCAGGCCGCAUGCUCGGUUUGUCUCGAUCAUCGACGAGGAGAGUUUUGAUCCCACCGCCGAUUUCGGCCCGAGGGACAGCUGGGGACAUGCAACAGGGUCAGCACUACACAUCCGACGAGGAGGGGUUGCUGAUGCCUCGUGCGACUAGACGACACAGCGCCGUCACCACCCAACCCCCGCCCAACCCCCGCCCAACCCCCACGCUCCUGAUGUCCAAGCUCAAGUACCUAGUAUCCCACCGCUUGCAGUGGGAGACUAUGUACUUGCACUUCAACACUUGAACCCAAACCC
This is a messenger RNA of Chara braunii, 3777 nucleotides long. Lineage: Eukaryota; Viridiplantae; Streptophyta; Charophyceae; Charales; Characeae. The record is from the annotation of a GenBank genome assembly.